This is a messenger RNA of Populus trichocarpa (black cottonwood), 3771 nucleotides long. RefSeq names its product calcium-transporting ATPase 3, endoplasmic reticulum-type. Gene Ontology annotation, cellular component: membrane. Gene Ontology annotation, biological process: calcium ion transmembrane transport; intracellular calcium ion homeostasis. Bases 164 to 3130 code for a protein of 988 amino acids. NCBI's taxonomy places the organism in Eukaryota, Viridiplantae, Streptophyta, Magnoliopsida, Malpighiales, Salicaceae. The record is from RefSeq and is a predicted model, not a curated record. The transcript has 34 exons. Gene Ontology annotation, molecular function: P-type calcium transporter activity; ATP hydrolysis activity; ATP binding.
UCCCGAAGAAUUAAAUGCUCAGAUUUUGAAACCGAACGAAGAACAUGAAACACCCCCACUCCAGAUGCCGGACUGAAGCGAAAUUCACUAGAAUGUCAAAAGGUUCGCUAUAAUAAAAUUUUCAGUCUCCUCUCUCCCUCCGAUUCAAUUUCUCCGGUUCUCAAUGGAAGACGCGUACGCCAGAUCCAUCGCCGAGGUUUUGGAUUUUUUUGGGGUAGACCCUAUGAAAGGGCUCAGCGAUUCUCAGGUGACGCUACAUUCAAAAAUUCACGGUAAAAACGUGCUGCCUGAAGAGACAAGGACUCCCUUUUGGAAAUUAGUUCUAAAACAGUUCGAUGAUUUGCUUGUUAAAAUAUUGAUUGCUGCUGCCGCUGUUUCUCUUGUUUUGGCUUUGAUUAAUGGGGAAACUGGCUUGACAGCUUUUUUGGAGCCUUUUGUCAUCUUGUUGAUUUUGGCUGCCAAUGCAGCUGUAGGUGUAAUUACAGAAACAAAUGCUGAGAGGUCUCUUGAGGAAUUACGUGCCUAUCAAGCUGAUAUUGCUACCGUGCUGCGAAAUGGUUGUUUUUCCAUCCUUCCUGCUACCGAGCUUGUUCCAGGUGAUAUUGUGGAAGUCAGUGUGGGAUGCAAGGUUCCAGCUGACAUGAGAAUGAUUGAAAUGUUAAGUAAUCAGCUACGUGCUGAUCAAGCAAUCCUUACUGGUGAGAGCUGUUCUGUUGAAAAAGAGCUUGAGGUCACCAUAGCAACAAAUGCUGUAUACCAGGACAAAACGAAUAUUCUCUUCUCGGGUACAGUAGUGGUUGCGGGUAGGGCAAGAGCUGUUGUUGUUGGAGUUGGAGCUAAUACUGCCAUGGGGAGCAUCCGUGAUUCCAUGUUGCAUACAGAUGAUGAGGUGACUCCAUUAAAGAAGAAGCUGGAUGAAUUUGGCACUUUUUUGGCUAAGGUUAUUACGGGGAUUUGUAUACUUGUGUGGAUUGUAAACAUUGGUCACUUCCACGACCCUUCUCAUGGUGGGUUUUUGCGCGGUGCAAUCCACUAUUUCAAGAUUGCAGUUGCUCUUGCGGUUGCAGCAAUUCCUGAAGGGCUUCCAGCAGUUGUUACAACGUGUUUGGCUCUUGGAACAAAACGUAUGGCUCGGUUGAAUGCCAUUGUGCGGUCGUUGCCAUCCGUUGAAACUUUAGGCUGCACUACAGUAAUCUGCAGUGACAAGACCGGAACAUUGACAACUAAUAUGAUGUCUGUUUCAAAGAUAUGUGUUGUUCAUUCCGUUCAUCAUGGUCCAACAAUUGCUGAAUACAGUGUGAGUGGGACAAGUUAUGCUCCAGAAGGCAUUAUUUUUGGCAGUUCUGGCAUGCAGAUUCAGUUUCCAGCUCAGUUGCCUUCUCUUCUUCAUGUGGCUAUGUGUUCAGCCAUUUGCAAUGAGUCUAUCUUACAGUACAAUCCAGACAAGGGAAGCUAUGAAAAAAUUGGGGAGUCCACUGAAGUAGCGCUACGUGUUCUGGCGGAGAAGGUUGGCCUUCCUGGUUUUGAUUCCAUGCCUUCUGCACUGCAUAUGUUGAGCAAGCAUGAGCGUGCUUCAUACUGUAAUCACUAUUGGGAAAGCCAAUUCAAAAAGGUUUCUGUUUUGGAAUUCUCUCAUGAUCGAAAGAUGAUGUCUGUCUUAUGUAGUCAGAAGCAGAAGGAGAUUAUGUUUUCAAAAGGUGCUCCAGGAAGUAUUGUUUCUAGAUGCUCCAAUAUUCUUUGCAACGAUGAUGGUUCCACUGUUCCGUUUUCUGCCGCAGUCCGAGAUGAGUUAGAGUCAAGGUUCCGCAGUUUUGCAGGAAAAGAAACAUUGAGAUGCCUGGCUCUAGCUUUCAAACAGAUGCCCAUUGGUCAACAGACUCUCUCAUUUGAGGAUGAGAAGGACCUUACAUUUAUUGGGUUGGUUGGAAUGCUUGAUCCUCCUAGAGAGGAAGUGAGAAAUGCUAUGCUUUCAUGUAUGACUGCUGGAAUACGUGUUAUAGUUGUCACUGGGGAUAACAAGUCAACAGCAGAAUCACUUUGUAAUAAGAUUGGUGCUUUUGAUCAUUUGGAAGAUUUUGCUGGACACUCAUACACUGCUUCUGAGUUUGAAGAGCUUCCUGCUUUGCAGCGAACACUGGCUUUGCAACGCAUGACACUUUUUACCAGAGUUGAACCUAGUCAUAAAAGGAUGCUGGUGGAGGCCUUACAACAUCAAAAUGAAGUGGUGGCAAUGACUGGUGAUGGGGUUAAUGAUGCACCUGCACUAAAGAAAGCAGAUAUAGGAAUUGCAAUGGGAUCUGGAACAGCAGUUGCAAAGAGUGCUUCGGAUAUGGUUUUGGCAGAUGACAAUUUUGCUUCCAUUGUAGCGGCUGUUGCGGAGGGAAGGGCUAUUUACAAUAACACAAAGCAAUUCAUCAGAUACAUGAUCUCAUCAAAUAUUGGUGAAGUUGUUUGUAUCUUUGUGGCAGCUGUAAUUGGAAUACCUGAUACCCUUGCUCCUGUCCAACUGCUCUGGGUCAAUUUGGUUACUGAUGGAUUGCCCGCAAUUGCUAUUGGUUUCAACAAGCAAGAUUCUGAUGUGAUGAAGGCUAAACCUCGCAAGGUGAAUGAAGCAGUUGUUAGCGGGUGGCUGUUUUUUCGUUAUUUGGUAAUUGGAGCUUAUGUGGGCCUUGCAACUGUUGCUGGGUUCGUGUGGUGGUUUGUGCACUCUGAUAGCGGUCCCAAACUACCAUUCAAGGAACUGAUGAAUUUUGACAGUUGCUCGACAAGGGAGACAAAUUACCCAUGUAGUAUAUUUGAUGAUAGGCAUCCAUCAACUGUAUCCAUGACAGUGCUUGUUGUUGUUGAGAUGUUUAAUGCUUUGAAUAAUCUCAGUGAGAAUCAAUCGCUUCUUGUUAUCCCUCCCUGGAGUAAUUUAUGGCUUGUUGCUUCAAUUGUCCUGACUAUGCUCCUUCACAUACUGAUCUUGUAUGUGCACCCACUAUCUACUCUAUUCUCUGUAAUGCCGUUAUCUUGGAUUGAGUGGAAAGUUGUCUUAUAUCUCUCCUUCCCUGUCAUAAUUAUUGACGAAGUUUUAAAGUUCUUCGCGAGAAAUUCCAAGGUUUCUCCAUCAUGGCUGCCGCAUCCUUGAAGCAUCUACCUGUUUCACUCAAUACCCUGAACACAAAAAUGUCACCAAUUACAUGCUUGAGGGAGGUCUCUUACUGACGGGAUUAUCUCACUGGGGAUAGGGGUGCUAAGCCUUAUUAAUAGAAUGACGAGAAAGACGUGGAGUGGAGUGAGGGGUGGUGUGAGUUGGUGGGUGGAUUUUUUUAAGGUUGGGACAGGGGAAUGAAGGCGGGGCUUCAAACUUGCUCCGGAUGAAGUGGGUGGGGGACUUGGAGGAGGGUGAAAGGUACAGUUAGGUGGUUGGAGACUGGGAGACAUGCACUGGUGUUGAGUAUGAUUGAAACGGAAGGAGGGUGGAAGUUAACUGUAACAAUUGCUGCUAUCUGAAUUUUUUUCCCCUUUUCAAUGUAAAAUGUUGUUUCUGUCUCUGGUUAUUGGGGAGGUAUGUCAAUAGUUUUGAACCUUAAACUGCUUGUAGUUUAGAUGAUUAGAUAUUCACAUCAUUGAACUGGUUCAAUAUUUUGGAGGAUAACAUGUGGGGGAGCAUAUAAAUGCAUGGAUAUUUUAUUUAUUUAUAUGGGCACAGAGACACACACAGAUGCUGGCAAUGGUUAUGAACUUAAUUCUGGUGCCAAAAUAUAUGGUGAGUAAAACAGUUAUCAA